AUGUUUUCCCGCUUUCCAUCAUCCCGCCAUGUUCUCCUGCUUUCCAUCACCCCGCCCCAUUCUCCCGCUUUCCAUCACCCCGCCCCAUUCUCCCGCCUUCCAUCGCCCCGCCCCAUUCUCCCUCCUUCCAUCAACCCGCCCCUUUCUCCCGCUUUCCAUCACCCCGCCCAUUCUCUCGCUUUCCAUCACCCCGCCCCAUUCUCCCACUUUCCAUCACCCCGGCCCAUUCUCCCUCCUUCCAUCACCUCGCCCCAUUCUCCCGCCUUCCAACACCCCGCCCCAUUCUCCCGCUUUCUAUCACCCCGCCCUAUUCUCCCGCUUUCCAUCACCCCGCCCCUUUCUCCCGCUUUCCAUCACCAUGCCCCAUUCUUCCGCUUUCCAUCACCGCGCCCCAUUCUCCCGCUUUCCAUCACCCCGCCCGAUUCUCCCGUUUUCCAUCACCCCGCGCCAUUCUCCCGCCUUCCAUCACCCCGCCCCAUUCUCCCGCAUUCCAUCACUCCGCCCCAUUCUUCUGCUUUCCAUCACCCCGCCCCAUUCUCCCUCCUUCCAUCACCCCGCCCCAUUCUCCCGCCUUCCAUCACCCUGCCCCAUUCUCCCGCUUUACAUCACCCCGCCCCAUUCUCCCGCUUUCCAUCACCCUGCCCCAUUCUCCCGCUUUCCAUCACCGCGCCCCAUUCUCCCGCUUACCAUCAACCCGCCCCAUUCUCCCGCUUUGCAUCCCCCCGCCCCAUUCUCCCUCCUUCCAUCACCCCGCCCCAUUCUCCCGCUUUCCAUUACCCCGCCCCAUUCUCCCGCUUUCCAUCACCCCGCUCCAUUUUCUUGCUUUCCAUCACCCCGCCCCAUUCUCCCACUUUCAAUCACCCCGUCCCAUUCUCACGCUUUCCAUCACCCCGCCCCAUUCUCCCGCUUUCCAUCACCCCGCUCCAUUCUCUUGCUUUCCAUCACCUCGCCCCAUCCUCUCGCUUUCCAUCACCGCGCCCCAUUCUCUCUCCUUCCAUCACCCCGCCCCAUUCUCCCGCUUUCGAUCACCCCGCCCCAUUCUCCCGCUUUCCAUCACCCUGCCCCAUUCUCCCGCUUUCCAUCACCCCGCACCAUUCUCCCGCUUUCUAUCACCCCGCCCCAUUCUCCCUCCUUCCAUCACCCCGCCCCAUUCUCCUUUUUUCCAUCACCCCGCCCCAUUUUCCCGCUUUCCAUCACCCCGCCCCAUUCUCCCGCUUUCGAUCACCCCGCCCCAUUCUCCCGCUUUCCAUCACCCUCCCCCAUUCUCCCGCUUUCCAUCACCCCGCACCAUUCUCCCGCUUUCUAUCACCCCGCCCCAUUCUCCCUCCUUCCAUCACCCCGCCCCAUUCUCCUUUUUUCCAUCACCCCGCCCCAUUUUCCCGCUUUCCAUCACCCCGCCCCAUUCUCCCGCUUUCCAUCACCUCGUGUCAUUCUCCCGCUUUCCAUCGCCCCGCUCCAUUCUCCCUCCUUCGAUCACCCUGCCCCAAUCUCCCUCCUUCCAUCACCCCUUCCCAUUCUCCCUCCUUCCAUCAACCCACCCGAAUCUCCCGCAUUCCAUCAUCCCGCCAUGUUCUCCCGCUUUCCAUCACCCCGCCCCAUUCUCCCGCUUUCCAUCACCUCGCCCCAUUCUCCAACUUUCCAUCACCCCGCCCCAUUCUCCCGCCUUCCAUCGCCCGGCCCCAUUCUCCCUCCUUCCAUCACCCCGCCCUAUUCUCCCGCUUUCCAUCACCCCGCCCAUUCUCUCGCUUUCCAUCACCCCGCCCCAUUCUCCCGCUUUCUAUCACCCCGCCCCAUUCUCCCUCCUUCCAUCACCCCGCCCCAUUCUCCCGCCUUCCAACACCCCGCCCCAUUCUCCCUCCUUCCAUCACCCCGCCCCAUUCUCCCGCUUUCUAUCACCCCGCCCUAUUCUCCCGCUUUCCAUCACCGUGCCCCAUUCUUCCGCUUUCCAUCACCGCGCCCCAUUCUCCCGCUUUCCAUCAACCCGCCCCAUUCUCCCUCUUUCCAUCGCCCCGCCCCAUUCUCCUUUUUUCCAUCACCCCGCCCCGUUUUCCCGCUUUCCAUCACCCCGCCCCACUCUCCCGCUUUCCAUCACCUCGUGUCAUUCUCCCGCUUUCCAUCGCCCCGCUCCAUUCUCCCUCCUUCGAUCACCCUGCCCCAAUCUCCCUCCUUCCAUCACCCCUUCCCAUUCUCCCUCUUUCCAUCAACCCAACCGAUUCUCCCGCUUUCCAUCACCCGCCCAGUUCUCCCGCUUUCCAUCAUCCCGCCAUGCUCUCCCGCUUUCCAUCACCCCGCCCCAUUCUCCCGCUUUCCAUCACCUCGCCCCAUUCUCCAACUUUCCAUCACCCCGCCCCAUUCUCCCGCCUUCCAUCGCCCCGCACCAUUCUCCCUCCUUCCAUCACCCCGCCCCAUUCUCCCGCUUUCCAUCACCCCGCCCAUUCUCUCACUUUCCAUCACCCCGCCCCAUUUUCCCGCUUUCCAUCACCAAGCCCCAUUCUCCCUCCUUCCAUCACCCUGCCCCAUUCUCCCGACUUCCAACACCCCCCCCAUUCUCCCUCCUUCCAUCACCCCGUUCCAUUCUCCCGCUUUCCAUCACCCUGCCCCUUUCUCCCGCUUUCCAUCACCGUGCCCCAUUCUUCCGCUUUCCAUCACCGCGCCCCAUUUUCCCGCUUUCCAUCAACCUGCCCCAUUCUCCCUCUUUCCAUCGCCCCGCCCCAUUCUCUCUCCUUCCAUCACCCCGCCCCAUUCUCCCUCCUUCCAUCACCCCGCCCCAUUCUCCCGCUUUCCAUCACCCUGCCCGAUUCUCCCGCUUUCCAUCACCCCGCCCCAUUCUCCCGCUUUACAUCACCCCGCCCUAUUCUCCCGCUUUACAUCACCAAGCCCUAUUCUCCCACUUUCCAUCAUCCCGCCAUGUUCUCCCGCUUUCCAUCACCCCGCCCCAUUCUCCCGCUUUCCAUCACCUCGCCCCAUUCUCCAACUUUCCAUCACUCCGCCCCAUUCUCCCGCUUUCCAUCACCCCGCGCCAUUCUCCCGCCUUCCAUCACCCCGCCCCAUUCUCUCGCUUUCCAUCUCCCCGCCCCAUUCUCCCGCUUUCCAUCACCCCGCCCCAUUCUCCCUCCUUCCAUCACCCCGCCCCAUUCUCCCGCUUUCCAUCACCCCACCCCAAUCUCCCGCUUUCCAUCACCCCGCCCCAUUCUCCCGCUUUCCAUCACCCCGCCCCAUUCUCCCUCUUUCCAUCACCCCGCCCCAUUCUCCCGCUUUCCAUCACCCCGCCCCAUUUUCCCGCUUUCCAUCACCACGCCUUAUUCUCCCGCUUUCCAUCACUCCGCCCCAUUCUCCUGCUUUCCAUCAUCCCGCCCCAUUCUCCCGCCUUCCAUCACCCCGCCCCAUUCUCCCGCUUUCCAUCUCCCCGCCCCAUUCUCCCGCUUUCCAUCACCCCGCCCCAUUCUCCCGCUUUCCAUCACCCCGCUCCAUUCUCCCUCCUUCGAUCAACCUGCCCCUUUCUCCCUCCUUCCAUCACCCCGCCCCAUUCUCCCUCCUUCCAUCACCCCGCCCCAUUCUCCCGCCUUCCAACACCCCGCCCCAUUCUCCCUCCUUCCAUCACCCUGCCCUAUUCUCCCGCUUUCUAUCACCCCGCCCUAUUCUCCCGCUUUCCAUCACCCCGCCCCUUUCUCCCGCUUUCCAUCACCGUGCCCCAUUCUUCCGCUUCCCAUCACCGCGCCCCAUUCUCCGGCUUUCCAUCACCCCGCCCGAUUCUCCCGUGUUCCAUCACCCCGCCCCAUUCUCCCGCAUUCCAUCACCCCGCCCCAUUCUCCCGCUUUACAUCACCCCGCCCCAUUCUCCCGCUUUCCAUCACCCUGCCCCAUUCUCCCGCUUUCCAUCACCGCGCCCCAUUCUCCCGUUUUCCAUCACUCCGCCCCAUUCUUCUGCUUUCCAUCACCCCGCCCCAUUCUCCCUCCUUCCAUCACCCCGCCCCAUUCUCCCUCCUUCCAUCACCCCGCCCCAUUCUCCCUCCUUCCAUCACCCCGCCCCAUUCUCCCGCUUUACAUCACCCCACCCCAUUCUCCCGCUUUCCAUCACCCUGCCCCAUUCUCCCGCUUUCCAUCACCGUGCCCCAUUCUCCCGCUUUCUAUCACCCCGCCCCACUCUCCAGCUUUCCAUCACCGCGCCCCAUUCUCCUGCUUACCAUCAACCCGCCCCAUUCUCCCGCUUUGCAUCCCCCCGCCCCAUUCUCCCUCCUUCCAUCACCCCGCUCCAUUCUCCCGCUUUCCAUUACCCCGCCCCAUUCUCCCGCUUUCCAUCACCCCGCCCCAUUCUCUUGCUUUCCAACACCCCGCCCCAUUCUCCCACUUUCCAUCACCCCGCCCCAUUCUCCCACUUUCCAUCACCCCGUCCCAUUCUCCCGCUUUCCAUCACCCUGCUCCAUUCUCUUGCUUUCCAUCACCCCGCCCCAUCCUCUCGCUUUCCAUCACUGCGCCCAAUUCUCCCUCCUUCCAUCACCCCACCCCAUUCUCCCGCUUUCGAUCACCCCGCCCCAUUCUCCCGCUUUCCAUCACCCUGCCUUAUUCUCCCGCUUUCCAUCACCCCGCCAUGUUCUCCCGCCUUCCAUCACCCCGCCCCAUUCUCCCGCUUUCCAUCACCUCGCCCCAUUCACCCGCUUUCUAUCACCCCACCCCAUUCUCCCUCCUUCCAUCACCCCGCCCCAUUCUCCUUUUUUCCAUCACCCCGCCCCAUUUUCCCGCUUUCCAUCACCCCGCCCCAUUCUCCCGCUUUCCAUCACCUCGUGUCAUUCUCCCGCUUUCCAUCGCCCCGCUCCAUUCUCCCUCCUUCGAUCACCCUGCCCUAAUCUCCCUCCUUCCAUCACCCCUUCCCAUUCUCCCUCCUUCCAUCAACCCACCCGAUUCUCCCGCUUUCCAUCACCCGCCCAGUUCUCCCGCUUUCCAUCAUCCCGCCAUGUUCUCCUGCUUUCCAUCACCCCGCCCCAUUCUCCCGCUUUCCAUCACCCCGCCCCAUUCUCCCUCCUUCCAUCAUCCCGCCCCAUUCUCCCGCCUUCCAACUCCCCGCCCCAUUCUCCCUCCUUCCAUCACCCCGCCCCAAUCUCCCGCUUUCUAUCACCCCGCCCUAUUCUCCCGCUUUCCAUCACCCCGCCCCUUUCUCCCGCUUUCCAUCACCGUGCCCCAUUCUUCCUCUUUCCAUCACCGCGCCCCAUUCUCCCGCUUUCCAUCAACCCGCCCCAUUCUCCCUCUUUCCAUCGCCCCGCCCCAUUCUCCCUCCUUCCAUCACCCCGCCCCAUUCUCCCUCCUUCCAUCACCCCGCCCCAUUCUCCCGCUUUCCAUCACCCCACCCCAAUCUCCCGCUUUCCAUCACCCCGCCCCAUUCUCCCGCUUUCCAUCACCCCGCCCCAUUCUCCCGCUUUCGAUCACCCCGCCCUAUUCUCCCGCUUUCAAUCACCCCGCCCCAUUCACCCGCUUUUCAUCACCCCGCGCCAUUCUCCCGCCUUCCAUCACCCCGCCCCAUUCUCCCGCUUUCCAUCACCCCGCCCCAUUCUCCCGCCUUCCAUCGCCCCGCCCCAUUCUCCCUCCUUCCAUCACCCCGCCCUAUUCUCCCGCUUUCCAUCACCCCGCCCAUUCUCUCGCUUUCCAUCACCCCGCCCCAUUCUCCCACUUUCCAUCACCCCGCCCCAUUCUCCCUUUUUCCAUCACCCCGCCCCAUUCUCCCGCCUUCCAACACCCCGCCCCAUUCUCCCUCCUUCCAUCACCCCGCCCCAUUCUCCCGCUUUCUAUCACCCCGCCCUAUUCUCCCGCUUUCCAUCACCCCGCCCCUUUCUCCCGCUUUCCAUCACCGUGCCGCAUUCUUCCGCUUUCCAAGACCGCGCCCCAUUCUCCCGCUUUCCAUCAACCCGCCCCAUUCUCCCUCUUUCCAUCGCCCCGCCCCAUUCUCCCUCCUUCCAUCACCCCGCCCCAUACUCCCUCCUUCCAUCACCCCGCCUCAUUCUCCCGCUUUCCAUCACCCCACCCCAAUCUCCCGCUUUCCAUCACCCCGCCCCAUUCUCCCGCUUUCCAUCACCCCGCCCCAUUCUCCCGCUUUCCAUCACCCCGCCCCAUUUUCUCGCUUUCCAUCACCCUGCCCCAUUCUCCCGCUUUCCAUCUCCCCGCCCCAUUCUCCCGCUUUCCAUCACCCCGCCCCAUUCUCCCUCCUUCCAUCACCCCGCCCCAUUCUCCCGCUUUCCAUCACCCCGCCCGAUUCUCCCGCUUUCCAUCACCCCGCCCCAUUCUCCCGCCUUCCAUCACCCCGCCCAAUUCUCCCGCUUUCCAUCUCCCCGCCACAUUCUCCCGCUUUCCAUCACCCCACCCCAUUCUCCCGCUUACAAUCUCCCCGCCCCAUUCUCCCGCUUUCCAUCACCCCGCCCCAUUCUCCCGCUUUCCAUCACCCCGCCCCAUUCUCCCUCCUUCCAUCACCCCACCCCAUUCUCCCGCCUUCCAUCACCCCGCCCCAUUCUCCCUCCUUCCAUCACCUCGCCCCAUUCUCCCGCUUUCCAUCACCCCGCCCCAUUCUCCCGCUUUCCAUCACCCUGCCCCAUUCUCCCGCUUUCCAUCACCCUGCCCCAUUCUCCCGCUUUCCAUCACCCCGCCCCACUCUCCCUCCUUCCAUCACCCCGCCCCAUUCUCCCGCCUUCCAUCACCCCGCCCCAUUCUCCCUCCUUCCAUCACCUCACCCCAUUCUCCCGCUUUCCAUCACCCCGCCCCAUUCUCCCGCUUUCCAUCACCCCGCCCCAUUCUCCCGCUUUCCAUCACCGCGACCCAUUCUCCCGCUUUCCAUCACCGCGCCCCAUUCUCCCGCUUACCAUCAACCCGCCCAAUUCUCCCGCUUUUCAUCGCCCUGCCCCAUUCUCCCUCCUUCCAUCACCCCGCCCCAUUGUCCCUCCUUUCAUCACCCCGCCACAUUCUCCCGCUUUCCAUCACCACGCCCCAUUCUCCCGUUUUCCAUCAACCCGCCCCAUUCUCUGCUUUCCAUCGCCCCGCCCCAUUCUCCCUCCUUCCAUCACCCCUCACCAUUCUCCCUCCUUCCAUCACCCCGCCCCAUUCUCCCGCUUUCCAACACCCCACCCCAAUCUCCCGCUUUCCAUCUCCCCGCCCCAUUCUCCCCCUUUCCAUUCACCCCGCCCCAUUCUCCCUCCUUCCAUCACCCCGCCCCGUUCUUCUGUGUUCCAUCACCCCGUCCCAUCCUCCCGCUUUCCAUCACCCCGCCCCAUUCUCCCGCUUCCCAUCACCCCGCCCCAUUCUCCCGCUUUCCAUCACCCCGCCCCAUUCUACCGAUUUCCAUCACCCCGCCCCAUUCCCCCGCUUUCCAUCACCCUGCCCCAUUCUCCCGCUUUCCAUCACCCCACCCCAUUCCCCCGCUUUCAAUCUCCCCGCCCCAUUCUCCCGCUUUCCAUCAACCCGCCCCAUUUUCGCUUUCUAUCACCCCACCCCAAUCUCCCGCUUUCAAUCACCCCGCCCCAUUCUCUUGCUUUCCAUCACCCCGUCCCAUUCCCCCUGUCAAUCUCCCCGCCCCACUCUCCCGCUUUCCAUCACCCCGCCCCGUUCUCUCGCUUUCCAUCACCCCGCCACAUUCUCCCGUUUACCAUCACUCCGCUCCAAUCUCCCGCUUUCCAUCACCCCGCCCCAUUCUCCCUCCUUCCAUCGCCCCGCCCCAUUCUCCCUCCUUCCAUCGCCCCGCCCCAUUCUCCCGCUUUCCAUCACCCCGCCCCAUUCUCCCACUUUCCAUCAUCCCGCCCCAUUCUCCUGCAUUCCAUCACCCCGCCCCAUUCUCCCGCUUUCCAUCACCCCACCUUAUUCUCCCUCCUUCCAUCACCCCGCCCCAUUCUCCCUCCUUCCAUCACCCUGCCCCAUCCUCCCGCUUUCCAUCACCCCGCCCCAUUCUCCCGCUUUCCAUCACCCCGCCCCAUUCUCCCGCUUUCCAUCACCCCGCCCCAUUCUACCGAUUUCCAUCACCCCGCCCCAUUCCCCCGCUUUCCAUCACCCUGCCCCGUUCUCUCGCUUUCCAUCACCCCGCCACAUUCUCCCGUUUACCAUCACUCCGCCCCAAUCUCCCGCUUUCCAUCACCCCGCCCCAUUCUCCCUCCUUCCAUCGCCCCGCCCCAUUCUCCCUCCUUCCAUCGCCCCGCCCCAUUCUCCCGCUUUCCAUCACCCCGCCCCAUUCUCCCACUUUCCAUCAUCCCGCCCCAUUCUCCUGCAUUCCAUCACCCCGCCCCAUUCUCCCGCUUUCCAUCACCCCACCUUAUUCUCCCUCCUUCCAUCACCCCGCCCCAUUCUCCCUCCUUCCAUCACCCUGCCCCAUUCUCCCGCUUUCCAUCACCCCGCCCGAUUCACCCGCUUUCCAUCACCCCGCCCCAAUCUCCCGCUUGCCAUCACCCCGCCCCAUUCUCCCCCCUUCCAUCACCCCGCCCCAUUCUCCCUCCUUCCAUCACCCCGCCCCAUUCUCCCUCCUUCCGUCUCCCUGCCCCAUUCUCCCGCAUUCCAUCACCCCGCCCCAUUCUCCCGCUUUCCAUCACCCCGUCCAAUUCUCCCGCUUUCCAUCUCCCCGCCCCAUUCUCCCGCUUUCCAUCACCCCACCCCAUUCUCCCGCUUUCAAUCUCCCCGCCCCAUUCUCCCGCUUUCCAUCACCCCGCCCCAUUUUUGCUUUCCAUCACCCCACCCCGAUCUCCCGCUUUCAAUCACCCCGCCCCAUUCUCCCGCAUUCCAUCACCCCGCCCCAUUCUCCCGCUUUCCAUCACCCCGCCCAAUUCUCCCGCUUUCCAUCUCCCCGCCCCAUUCUCCCGCUUUCCAUCACCCCACCCCAUUCUCCCGCUUUCAAUCUCCCCGCCCCAUUCUCCCGCUUUCCAUCACCCCGCCCCAUUUUUGCUUUCCAUCACCCCACCCCAAUCUCCCGCUUUCAAUCACCCCGCCCCAUUCUCCCGCUUUCCAUCACCCCGCCCCAUUCUCCCGCUUUCCAUCACCCUGCCCCAUUCCCCCUGUCAAUCUCCCCGCCCCGUUCUCCCGCUUACCAUCAUCCCGCCCCUUCCUCCCUCCUUCCAUCACCUCGCCCCAUUCUUCCGCUUUCCAUCACCCCUCCCCAUUCUCCCGCUUUCAAUCUCCCCGCCCCAUUCUCCCCAUUCUCCAACUUUCCAUCACCCCGCCACAUUCUCCCCAUUCUCCCUCUUUCCAUCACCCCGCCCCAUUCUCCCGCUUUCUAUCACCCCGCCUCAUUCUCCCCCUUUCCAUUCACCCCGCCCCAUUCUCCCUCCUUCCAUCACCCCGCCCCAUUCUCCCGCUUUCCAUCACCCCGCCCCAUCCUCCCGCUUUCCAUCACCCCGCCCCAUUCUCCCGCUUUCCAUCACCUCGCCCCAUUCUCCCGCUUUCCAUCACCCCGCCCCAUUCUCCCGCUUUCCAUCACCCCGCCCCAUUCGACCGAUUUCCAUCACUCCGCCCCAUUCUCCCGCUUUCCAUCACCCCGCCCCAUUCUCCCACUUUCCAUCACCCCGCCCCGUUCUCCCGCUUUCCAUCACCCCGCCCCAAUCUCCCGCUUUCCAUCACCCCGCCCCAUUCUCCCUCUUUCCAUCACCCCGCCCUUUUCUCCCGCUUUCCAUCACCCUGCCCCAUUCUCCCGCUUUCCAUCACCCUGCCCCAUUCUCCCGCUUUUCAUCACCCCGCCCCAUUCUACCGAUAUCCAUCACCCCGCCCCAUUCUCCCGCUUUCCAUCACCCCGGCUCGUUCUCCCGCUUUCCAUCACCCCGCCCCAUUCUCCCGCUUUCCAUCACCCCGCCCAAUCUCCCGCUUUCCAUCACACCGGGCGAUCGGCUGA
This is a messenger RNA of Closterium sp. NIES-65, 9840 nucleotides long. Lineage: Eukaryota; Viridiplantae; Streptophyta; Zygnematophyceae; Desmidiales; Closteriaceae. The record is from the annotation of a GenBank genome assembly.